AUGUUUUCCCUCGCUGAAGGCUGUGGAUGUGUCAGUUUUCGCGGUGGGAAUCGAACACGGUCAUUCGGAGACGACUCUUCUUCGUGCCGUAGUUCGGAAAUUGAGCAAGAAGUUCCAAAAAAAAUAGGGAAGAGGGUGUUGAACGGCGAAUGCACAAUGAAGGCUCUCGCACCAUUCCUGAAGUUUUGGAAGAAAAACGACGUCAGCAUGAGUAAAGCCGAAAGAACUAUGAAGGCCGCCAUAUUGAUUCAACAAUGGUAUCGGCGUUACCUUGCUCGAAUGGAAGUUCGGCGACGCUAUACGUGGACCAUUUUUCAAAGUAUAGAAUACGCCGGUGAACAAGAUCAAGUGAAGCUGUACUACUUCUUCAAUGCGCUUCUCAGUCACAUGCGUGAUACGAGCGGUCGCCCAUCAUCGGAGAAAACUUCCAGAACCCCCUCAGUUUUGGAACAAGUAUUUUCCGAGGAGUCUGAUGAGGGUGGGGGUGUAGACGAAACGGCGCCUCCUAAAGCACCUCGCGGCCCCGAUAUUGACUUUCCAUUGCAGAGAAAGGAUAUCGACUUAUUAAUUGAAGCAUUUAGGAAGAAGAAGCAUCGUUUAAAUCCUAAGCAUGUAGCCCAGAUACUGAAGGAAGCUACGCAAAUGUUGAAAAGGCUACCCAAUAUUAACGUGGCGACAACGUCUAUAUCAAGUCAAAUUACUAUUUGUGGAGAUCUGCACGGAAAGCUCGACGACUUGUUGGUAAUAUUUCACAAGAAUGGGCUGCCUUCACCAGAAAAUCCAUACAUAUUUAAUGGAGAUUUUGUGGAUCGGGGCAAGAAGAGUUUGGAAGUAUUACUUCUGUUGCUGGCAUGUAUGUUGGCUUUUCCUGGGGGAGUUUAUUUAAACAGAGGCAAUCACGAAGAUCUUAUUAUGAAUUCAAGAUAUGGAUUUAUCAGGGAAGUACAUCAAAAGUAUCGACAUAACGCAGAGCGACUUUUGAAGCUUAUUGAGGGCGUAUAUCGUUGGCUGCCUUUAGCCACAAUUAUUAACAACCGCGUAUUCGUGGUUCAUGGCGGGAUAUCCGACAUGACUGACCUUGAUAUGGUACGCAGUCUCGACCGUGAUAAAUAUGUUUCGCUUCUGCGUCCCCCAGUUCCAGAAGGAGGAGCUCCAGGCACAGAACAAAUCGAUAAGACAGAAUGGAAACAGGUUUUCGAUAUUCUUUGGUCGGAUCCGCAAAGUUCUGGAGGAUGCAUCGCGAAUGCACUUCGUGGUGCUGGCACUUACUUUGGUCCCGAUGUGACAGCUUCCUUUCUUGGGAAAAACAAAUUGAGUUUUAUUGUAAGAAGUCACGAAUGCAAACCUGGCGGAUAUGAGAUACAACAUAGUGGAAAUGUAAUAACAAUAUUCUCGGCAUCAAACUAUUACGAGUUAGGAUCCAAUAAAGGUGCAUAUUUGAAACUAUGCGGUAAUUCGCUUGAGCGGCAGUUUGUUCAAUACACUGCUGCCGUAUCACGGACGCGCCGCCUCACGUUUCGUCAAAGGGUCGGACUCGUUGAAUCAUCGGCUAUGAGGGAACUGCACAAUCAUAUUAUGUUGGCGAGGCGUUCUUUAGAAGCAACCUUCCGGAGCAUGGAUUUGGAUCAAAGUGGGUUUAUAUCUGUAAGUGAUUGGUGUAACGCAAUGGAAGAAACCACGCAUCUCGGACUCCCGUGGAGGAUGCUCAAGGACAAAUUAGUACGCACCGAUCCGGAGACGCGACGUGUCCGUUACAUGGAUACCUUUGACUUAAAUCCUAAUAGGAUCGGGCGCAAGGCUGAAACACAAACUGUCGUGGAAACGCUAUACAAAAAUAAGAGGAGUUUGGAAGCUAUCUUUAAAAUUCUCGAUAAAGAUAACUCAGGAUAUAUAACACUAGAAGAAUUUUCAGAAGCUUGUCAGUUACUAGGGAAAUAUAUGCCAAAUUCUAUGACUCAGGAACAGCUGGUAGAUAUUUGUCGAUUGAUGGACAUUAACAAGGAUGGCUUAGUUGAUCUGAAUGAAUUUCUUGAAAGUUUCCGGCUCGCAGAGAAAAGUCUUCACGAAGAGGAGAAUGAACUUGCUGAACUACAAGCAACUUGA
Messenger RNA from Parnassius mnemosyne (clouded apollo), 2103 nucleotides. The record is from the annotation of a GenBank genome assembly. NCBI's taxonomy places the organism in Eukaryota, Metazoa, Arthropoda, Insecta, Lepidoptera, Papilionidae.